Arabis nemorensis is the source of this 1680-nucleotide messenger RNA. NCBI's taxonomy places the organism in Eukaryota, Viridiplantae, Streptophyta, Magnoliopsida, Brassicales, Brassicaceae. The record is from the annotation of a GenBank genome assembly.
AUGACCAAGUGGGCUGAAUUGGUGGCAGGAGCUGGUGUGGGAGCUUUAGCCUCUGAGAUCCUGAAACUUUUGAUUUCAGAGGCAAGAAUAGUCUUGGCGUUCAAAUCUGUGUCUAAGGAUCUCGCAUCGGCGAUGGAGGAUUUGCUUCCAAUACUCACAACGAUCGAAUCGUUGCAAAAGCGUGAUGAACUAAAGACUCUGAUGGAUACGAUCAAUAGAGCUGGUGACUUGGUUGCUAUAUGUUCAGGCGUCAAGGGGUGGGAGUUACACAGAAAAACUUACUAUACAAGAAAAGUGUGGAAAAUCCAGAAGGCGAUGGUCAGUUUCUGUCAGGUUCAACUACAGCUUAUUCAGCUUAGGAACCAAUUGCAGUCUAUGGAAGAGAUUUCGAAGCUCAGGAUUUUGAUGGAAGAGAUUAAUAAUAAUCACCAAAUCCACAUUAAGAAGCUCCAACUUUUGAUGGUAGAGGGGAAUAAGAAUCACCAAAUCGUCACUGAGGAAGAGUGUAAGUUCCAGAUUUUGAGCCGUCCCGCGCCCGUUUAUGCAUGUUUGGUUCCCAAGUUUUGUAAGGCUCCUGUUGGAUUUGAUUCGCCACUGAUGGAGCUAAAGAAGAAGCUCCUUGAUGAUUCUGUGGAAAGUCUUCUGGUGUCUGGUCCUCCCUGGUGCGGGAAGACCACGCUGGUUACCCUGCUUUGCCAGGAUGAAGAGAUCAAAGGAAAGUUCAAGCAUAUCUUCUUUCAUGUUGUGUCAAGUACUCCUAAUUUUGGAAAACUAGUACAUGAUCUACUCGAGCACAACGGUGAGCAAGCACCCACUACAUUUGAGAAUGAUUCUCAAAUAAGGUUUGCCUUUGGAAAACUGUUGGAUAGACUUAAAGGAAAUGGUAUAUUGUUGGUGUUGGAUGAUGUGUGGUCUGGAGCGGACUCCUUGCUUGAGAAUUUUUCGAUUGACAUACCGGAUCUCAAGAUCUUGGUGACUUCUCGGUUUCACUUUCCGGGUUUCGAUUCCACCUAUUAUUUGAAACCUUUGAAAGAUGAAGAUGCCAAAGCCCUUGUCAUGCAGUGUGAUCAGGCAUCUCUAGUUGAAUAUGAAGAACGUCUCCAAAAUUGGGAGAAAUGGCAGCUAAUAGGUCGUGGUACAUUCGGAAGCGUUUACUUUGCCUCUAAUAGCGAAACUGGAGCGUUAUGUGCGAUGAGGGAAAUUGAGUUUUUUCCUGAUGAUCCGAAAUCUGUAGUCUCUAUAAAACAUAUAGAGCAGGAGAUCAGACUUCUCAGUAACCUUCAACAUCCAAACAUUGUGCAUGUGGCUGAGAAUUCAUCGAGGNAUUGUCUUUUGUUUUGUAUGUUCAGGGAUAUGAAAGUUGCUAAUCUCCUUGUGGAUGGUUCUGGGGUUGUCAAGCUUGCUGACUUUGGAAUGUCUAAACACCUUACCGGGCAAAGAGCUGAUUUCUCGUUAAAGGGAAGCCCGUACUGGAUGGCACCAGAGCUCAUGCAAGCUGUGACGCAAAAAGAUAGCAACCCUGAUCUUGCUUUCGCUGUUGAUAUAUGGAGUUUAGGAUGUACAAUCAUUGAAAUGUUCACGGGGAAGCCUCCGUGGAGUGAGUUUGAAGGGGCUGCAGCUAUGUUCAAGGUCAUGAGAGAUAGCCUGAAUCAAUGUCACAUGAGAGUAAAGACUUUCUAA